UCUCGCCGUUUUCCCAAACGAAGAAGAUCGUUUCCAGAUUAUUAUCCCUUCUUGCAUCCUCAAAGCUCCAAAGUCUCCUCCUUUCCUUCUUCCUUCUUCCGCUUAUUUGACUACUGUUGAUCAGCUCAUCUCUAAUCGAAAGUCGAAACCUUUUCUAAGUUUCCCGAAUGGGUUACUGAAGAUUGUUGAAAAGCAUGAGUCUUUGAAUCUAAAGGUUGUUUUUUAGACGAGUUCUAAUGUUUAUGGAGCUGGAUUGGGAGAUUAUGCACGUGCCCUCUUGAUUGUUACAAAGAGAGAGAGCAGAGAAUGGAUCUUUGGCUAAUCGCAGCUACUGCUGCUACAGGAUUGGUAACCAAGCAUUUGCAGAAUGUAUCCAAAGGUAAAGAAAGCUUUCCUGAGGAUUUUCCUCAUGUGAAGCCAGAAUCUCCUAGAUGUGUGGUUAGCAGUUUGGUAAGUGACAAGAAACCAAACGAAGAGAACUUUGAAGAUUGCAUAAACGGGGAAGAUCUUGAUGUAUUUGGAGUGGAGAUUUGUUCAGAUUCUUUUGGGAACAGAGCGUUUCUGAAGAGGAAACAGCGAUACAGGAGACUUAUCAAGCCUUUUUCUAUGAAUCGGUUACAUAUGCUUAGCCCGUUUCCAUCACCAUGUGGUUCAGUUUUGAGGCCCUUGGUUGUUACUGAUGGUUCAAAAGUAAUUAGCAAGAACAAUGGAGAUUCUAUUAGCCAGAACUGUGGAAUCCCUCAGCUAAGGAAGUUGGAAGCUUCAGGUCUUUAUGUUAAGAGGAGAGGUGGAAGCACGAGUAGAACAUCUGAUAAUGGGAUUGGAUCAAAAGAUGCAGCAUUGUUGCUAUGCGUGGGGAUUUCUAUUGGGAUAAUGUCAUCGUUUGUAGCUAACCAAACGGAAGUAAACAAGGUCAGAGAAGAGUUAAAGGAGACAGAGAGUUUGGUAAAGGAUUCAGAAGAUGGGGUUGAGACGAAAGACUCAUUGACAGUGAAUGAUGAUGAGUUACACGAUGGUGAAAAGACAGCAGAGAAUUCAGAAUCUAUUGGUGAAAUUGAAGCAGAGCUUGUAGCUGAAUUGGAAAUGCUACAGAUCAACAUGAACUCAUCCAACAUUGAGACACAACCCUCAGAUGUCUUCGAGCUGGAGCCGGAUUUUGAAGUAGAGUUUGCGCAGGGAGAGCUGAGAGAUGAUAAGGUUGAAAGGCAGCGCUUUGAUGAAACCGAGUCCAACCAGGAGGAACCUCUUGGAAACGCCACACCUGAAUCAGGAAACUAUACAGUGUCACCUCGUGAGUUAAGCUUGCGUCUGCUCAAAGUUAUCAAUUCACGUUGUGAGGAACGUAUAAAAGAGCUUGAGAUCGCCUUAGAAGAGAGCCAGAGGAAAGUGGAGCAGCUGGUCAUGGAAGCAGAGGAAAAGAAGAAACCAUAUUCAUCAAGGUUAUGUGAAAGCCUUGCAGUGAAGAGAAACUCAAUUCGUAAGCAUAAUCCUGUAGUAGAGGUUCAACCUCUGGUUAUGAACUUAGCAGGGCCGGCACUUGAUGCAUUCAAUGACUCUUAUGAGGAACUGAUGGAUAUAAACGAUUCUUCUGAAGAAGGCGAUGUACAGUAUGAGCGGCAAGAAGAAUUGUCUUUGACAAGCAAAAGCUCACCUCGGAUCCAUAAAGAUUACAGAAAGGGUUCGUCAAGAACUUCAGAGGAUGUUAAUUUAUUUCUGCUGCAAGAUCUACUUGGUUUGAGCGACGAAGAAGAAGAUGGAGAGUCUGAGAGUGAGAUGGAGAAGGAACUGAUAAAGCAGAUUGUUGAGAAAACAAAACAAGGAUCGUCUUCUGUGUUCAAUGCUCAGAAGAUGCUCUCUCUCAUGGAAGAAAUAGGACAGAAUCCAUGAAAAGCAUAAGCUUGUCAGAGAGUCUCAUUAUUUAUGACGCAAAGUUAUAGACGUCUCUAGUUAGUGUUGAUAUGUAAUAGUUGAUGAAACUUGUGUUGUGAGAUUGAAACAAACUGAAAAUGAAAAGAAAAAAAGAUGUUGCCAUGUUGGUGUCAAA
Brassica rapa (field mustard) is the source of this 2044-nucleotide messenger RNA. RefSeq lists its product as uncharacterized. The record is from RefSeq and is a predicted model, not a curated record. NCBI's taxonomy places the organism in Eukaryota, Viridiplantae, Streptophyta, Magnoliopsida, Brassicales, Brassicaceae. Gene Ontology annotation, biological process: asymmetric cell division.